AUGGCAGCAGCAUCAAUAGAUAUUGACAAACCCGCCAGUUACCCCAUUGUUUUGAGUGAUGCGCUGCUCGGCAAAGCUGCCGGCGAGACUUAUACUGGCAUUCGAUAUAACCACAAGCCAGAUCCUGCCUCGCAUUCAUCCUUGAGCCCCUUACAGCUUCAACCCUCAGAUUCCGACCCAACGGGCUACGACCUCUCGUUUUCAGACAACUCCGAAAAAUACAAAUACAAUGGCGUGCGAACAACUGGUGAUGGGAAAUACGUGCUCAUUUUUGAUCCGGAGAAGCAACAUUUUGUGCUACAUCGCAUAGAUUCUACAUUUGAUAUGAACCUGGUCAGCGCUCCCUGGGAGGAGGACGAAUCGACUCUACGAUCGCAAUACCCCCAAUUAGAAUCAACAGUAAGACGUCAGCCAGAAGCACCACAAAGAAAAACUACGAAGCCUCCAAAGAAUACACCAGUGGUCAAGCCCGAACCCAAGCGUCGGAAGGCGGCGCCAGUCAAGAAGAAGCCCCCCGUCCGCGAGCCAACACCAGAGGAGGAUGAAGAUUCAGAUGAUGGUCUCACAAUUGAAUAUCCUGAUGCACCGCCCUCGAAACAAAAUAAAUACCAACCCCCUCCUGUAUUCCAGCAAAAUGUUGAUGAGGAAGUCAGCGACGAGGACGAGGAUGCGGAAGGCGAAGAAUACGAGGAGGAGGAGGGUAAUCAAGAUGUGGAUCACUUAAAAUUACCAAGUCCGGCCAACAAUAAUUCCGGGGGAAUGAGUGAUGAGGAUAUAGAGCUUGAUCUUGAAGCCGAGUUGGAACAGGCUUUGAAAGAAACGACCGAGGGAGCUGGCGAGGAUGAGAGUGACGAGAGUGAGGAGGAAUAA
Molecule: messenger RNA, 870 nt
Organism: Amorphotheca resinae ATCC 22711
Lineage: Eukaryota; Fungi; Ascomycota; Leotiomycetes; Helotiales; Amorphothecaceae
Exons: 2
Coding region: 1-870 (289 amino acids)
Source: RefSeq, a predicted model, not a curated record